GAUCUCCGAUCUUUGCAAAUUAUCAGUUAAUUUGACUAGUAUUUAGUUCCGCCUCUAUCGUCACACGUUGCUCAAUACUCUCUGAACAUCAAAGGCCUCACGAGGGGUUUGGUGCUGCAAGUUUAACAAGUAAUUUUCCAGUUAUUGUAUGAGUCAAAAAACAGAAAAGCCAGUACUGUCAGGGCAGCGAAUCAAGACACGGAAAAGAGAUGAAAAAGAGAAAUAUGAUCCAGCUGGGUUUAGAGACGCUAUACUACAAGGGCUUAACAAAGCUGGGACUGACUUAGAAGCAGUUUCCAAAUUUCUGGAUACUGCCGGGUCUAAACUGGACUACAGGCGUUAUGGGGAAGCAUUGUUUGAUAUCCUCAUAGCUGGAGGUCUUUUAGUGCCUGGUGGGUCGAUAGCACAAGAUGGCGACAAACCUUGCAAAACCAACGCUUGCGUGUUUGAGGCCUCUGAAGAUAUCGAGUCGAUGCGGAGUUUUGAACAGGUAUUUAUCAAGCUCAUGCGACGUUACAAGUAUCUCGAGAAAAUGUUUGAAGAUGAGAUGAAGAAAGUGCUUAUAUUUAUAAAGGGAUUUUCUGAACUAGAACGAAUAAAACUGGCUCGAAUGACAGCUCUUUGGAUCUCAAAUGGAUCUGUCCCUCCGUCGGUGCUGCUUGUACUGAUUAACGAACAUCUUAUAAAGGACAACCUGGCACUGGAUUUCUUGUUAGAAGUAUUUGUGACAUGGAAACAAGAAAAAGGGCUCAGUAGCCUAAUGGCUGCUCUGAAGAAGGGUGGAAUUGAAAGCAGGUUGAUGGAAUUUGUACCACAGAACAAGCGUACAGAAGAAAACUUCAGAGCAGUGUUUGAGGAAAAGGGCCUUGUUGACAUAGUCAAACUGCAUAAAGCUCAGGCAAGUCAAGAGGCAAAACGUGACCUGCAGCAACAACUGGAGGAACAACUUUCAGAAUAUCGACCCAUCAAAGAAAUUAUUGCAGAUAUAAAGGAAAUGGCAGCAAAAAGUGUAAUACCCGAGCAUGAAACAAUUACAUUGGUGUGGACAACAGUUAUGUCACAAGUUGAAUGGAAUAAAAAGGAAGAACUGGUAGCUGAACAGGCACUAAAACAUUUGAAGCAGUAUACGCCUUUGUUCGAAGCUUUCACAACCACAGCACGCUCUGAACUGGCACUGAUGCUCAAAGUGCAAGAGUAUUGUUAUGGAAACAUGAACUUUAUGAAAGUUUUCCAGAAAAUUAUCCUGUUAUUCUACAAGACUGAUGUAUUGUCAGAGGGUGUAAUUUUGAAAUGGUAUAAGGAAGGUCACUCAGUGAAAGGAAAGAUGAUGUUUCUGGACCAAAUGAAAAAAUUUGUCGAGUGGCUACAGAAUGCUGAAGAAGAAUCUGAAUCUGGUGAGGAGGAAGACUAAAGAAAAGGAACAAUUGUGGAACUGCUGCUGUUACAGAAUUAACAGUUUUCUGGAAGGUCAUCUCGGUGUAGUGUUCAAGGAUGCAGUGAUAUCGGAGAAAUACUGAACUCUUGAACUGAACAACAGUUGUGAAAAAUUGUUUCCAUUUCUUUACUGCAUAUUACUCACAGGAUUAAUUCAUAACUUACUUUUAAGGAACAACGAGAAUGGUAUAUUCAUCUCUGACUUGCGGUGCCUUAUUCUUCUCUUGUACAGUAGUCAUAUGUCAGCGAGAUAAAGGAAAGUUCAUAGUCUUAAAUUUCUUCUGAGUUCUGAAAGAGAACACUUAAGGUCAUUUAUUUGUUAUUGAUUCACUGAUUAAAAUUUUUUAUUGCAUUGGUAUUUUUAAAAAUGUAAAUAAAUUCGUUAGAGAUGAAAAUACCACACCACGUUAGAAGGUAACUCAAUUCUAACUGAAGUUUAUUAAUUAUCACCUUCUGUUUUUUAUAUAUUUGUUUAUAUGGUAUAGUCUGUCUGGUGAAGUUAUCGGCCGUGUCUGCCAAUGUUUAUAUCAUGCUGCCAAAUAGAAAAGAAUCUUUGUAAAUGAGAUUUAUUUUAUCUACAAGAUGGAAGUCUUUCCCAAAUUACCUCAAGGAAAGGGUUUAAUAAACAUAUUAAUAGAAA
Messenger RNA from Schistocerca cancellata (South American locust), 2074 nucleotides. RefSeq names its product protein krasavietz (gene kra). The record is from RefSeq and is a predicted model, not a curated record. Lineage: Eukaryota; Metazoa; Arthropoda; Insecta; Orthoptera; Acrididae. The transcript has 11 exons. Gene Ontology annotation, molecular function: protein binding. Gene Ontology annotation, cellular component: membrane; cytoplasm. Bases 149 to 1411 code for a protein of 420 amino acids.